AACAUAUCGACCGAUCCGAAAUAAUCUCACAGAUCUGUUGAUCUACAGAUCUGCGGGGCCCCGUGGACCACCGACGUCAACGCCGCAGUCACCGCUGCCGCCGCAGGAGUCAAGGGCUAUCGGGGAGGCUAGGCGCGCGGUAGGCGGGGUCAAUGCUGCGCAGUACCCUCUACUUUCCUCGGAACGCUUCAUUCGCUCUGCCGGGAAUGCGCUGUACACCGCUGAUAUUUACAUUAUUUUUACAUCUUUGUACUGCUUGGGAGCUGGUAGUCAUUCCGAAUGGCGACCGGCUACUGGAUCAGAAGACUGGGGACAAUUUCAUGGUCUCAUGUAAAGUGAAAGAUUACGAUGGAGCUGCCAGCGAUGUGAAAGUCGAAUGGUAUAAGGAUGGAAGCGUAGUUUCGCGUCUCGGAAGCAUCAUGACCAUCUACAAAACUUACGCCAAUCAACUCCUAAUUAAUCGACCGAAAAUUAGUGACAGUGGAGAAUAUGUGUGCAAAGCCGAGGUGAAUGGCGAAGAGCAAGAGACGACCGUACGGAUCAGCUUUGCCGAUCCUCCCAAAUUCAUCAGUCCUCAAACUGAGCAGCAUCCAGAAGAAGGUUCUACAGCUGAAAUUGUUUGCCUAGUGGAAGGAACGGAGAAACUAGAAGUGUUUUGGCAAUUCAAUGGUACUAUUCUUGAAGAAGGGUCACCUCGAGGUUACGAAUUUCAAAACGACCGCCAAAUUCUCCUAAUUCCUGAGUAUGAUUCUAAGAAAGAUGAUGGCAUCUAUAAAUGCAAUGCAGCCCAGUUUUCGUCGUUUGAAACUCUUGCCAUCAACGUCACCGGAUACUCUCGUCCAGUCAUAACUGUUUUCCACGCUCCUGAGAACAAUAUCGGUUUUGAAGGAGCAAGUGCUAGAAUACAAUGUGGAGCUGUUGGCAAACCGAAACCACUAUACCAGUGGUUCCAUGAGAGCGGCGAAAGUAUUGGCGACUCGGAUAAGUAUAAAGUUCACGAUGGUCUACUAGUAAUCGAAUCCUUGUCCGAACAUGACAGCGGCCAGUACAAAUGCGUAGCUUCUAAUGCAGUUGGGAACGCGACACAAACAGCUCAGCUGAAAGUUCUGCUGAAACCUCGAGUGGAGAAACUCUUAGAUGUAACCAAAAAAGAGAACGAGAAUAUAGAAAUCGUCUGCAAAUAUAGUGGAGAUGGUAUUAGCAAUGCUAAGUUCGUAUUUGGCUCAGAAGAAUAUUCGGUUGUUGACGACGAGGAACAAAGCAAAGAGCUGUCGCCUUCUGAUAAAUCUGGUAAUGGAGGUGAAGAUGAAGAUGGAGAAGAGGAGGACGAUGAGGAAGGGAAAGAUGAAGCCGCGAAUAACGAAAAAGAUAACGAGAAUGCUGACAAAGACGAGGAUGAAGAUGAAGAGGAGGAUGAUGAAGAUGAAGUCAAGGAAAAUGCUCGAAUCAAAAGGUUCGAGGAAGAUGUAACUUCUGAACGUUUGAGCGUACGAGCUGAAGGGGAUUCCAUCAUUCUCAGCAUUCACAAUCUAACCAUGUCGGAUGCUGGAUUGUACAAAUGCGCAGUAUCAAAUAAUGCUGGGAGCACUGAGCGAGCUUUCAAUAUCGCCAUUACUCAUCCACCAAUUCUUCGACGUGCUUCUGAAGAUCAAGUUCGCUCUUUUGAUGGAAAUACCAUCCAUUUGUUCUGCGAAGUUUCAGCUGUCCCAAGUCCAUCAUGGAUUUGGCUCCGCGAUGGAAAUGAGGUUGAAGCUGAUGGUUCAUCCAUAAUCAUCGAAAGUCUUGAAGGACGUUCAAAGCUGACACUGCAAAACUAUGCUGGAAGGAACUAUGGAAGCUACACUUGCAAAGCUGAUAAUGGUGUAGGAAUUUUCGCAAAAGCAAUUGAAGUCCUUCAAGUUUUCCCACCCAUCAUUCCGGAAGGAAUUGACUGUAAGAAGCGCUUAUAUCCCAACUAUGGCAAAUGUUCUAUAGACCUUGAGUCGUACAACGAUCAUGCUCGACGACCUUCGCGCAUGGAAUUUCAGAUAAUGGAAAUAGGCGACAGCUCAUUGGGUGAGGACUGGAAAAAAGCUCGGGUAAUCACUGUGGACUAUGAUGCGGAAGAAAUGGUAUUGAGAAAUCUCACUCCGAACACUCAAUACUCCGUUCGAGCACGGGCAAUUAAUGAGGCUGGCGAGAGCGAUUUUUGCUCUCCUACCAUUAUGGAGACGACUGAUCCUUGGGCUCCGAAAAAACCGGAAAAUGUUCGAAUGGAGUGCGAUGAAGUUUGUACUGUUUUUUGGGAUGAACCAAACGACCACGGAUCAGAAAUUACUGCGUAUCGAGUAGUCAUCCAGGAAUACACUGAAAAUGAGGAAACUGGCGAGGCAAAGGACAUAGGGAAUGCUUUCUCUGUCGAAGUUCCUGGCAACGAGCGAUCACUCGAGCUAACGCAUAUCCACCCUCAUUCCUCUUAUCGAGUGUCCGUCUCCGCAGUCAAUUCCAUUGGAAUUGGCGAGAUUGAAGAAAUCGAGGUUGAUACAGAUGAUGCGCCACUAUCAUCUUCCGAGUCUUUCCUGACACCCAAACUGCCCAUUAUCGUCGGACUAUCUCUUCUAGUCAUUCUUAUCAUCAUUGACCUUAUCUGUUACUCAACGAACCGGUGUGGCCUUAUCGCAUGCUUCUGCAUAAAUUGCCUUGGACGAGCUCCACGAGAUCGCAAAGAGAAAGAUGUCGAAGCGGGAAGAGGAGAGAACAAUAGGCUACUGGAUAAUCAGACAUCUAGUCCUCAUACUACGAUACUACAGACCGUACCGCUAACAACUACCGUUUGAAGACUAUACACUAAUGCACCAGAUGUACGAUAAUUUUACCUUGCUACAAUUAACUUUCACUGAAGAUCACUUCUCUUAUACACUCUGUUUAUUUUAAUAUUUCUUCUCCUAGAAACUGUGUCAUUGGUGAAAACUAUUCACCGUAAUGUGUAUGGUGUUUAUCUCGUGACCACUUCUCUGAUUUUAUUCGUUACAGUUUGUUAAGCAUUUGUCUUUUACUUUCGCCCUCUAGUGAGGAACUGAGGUCGGGUCUAUUUUGUUGUGAGCAUUCACUUAUUCGCGCAUAGCAAGCAAUAUCUCCUAUGAACAUUUUAUGUAUAUUAUAUUGCUAGGAAUGUCCAUCUCAUACGCCGAUUUGAUUCUGAGAAGUUGAUUCCAUUGUAAAAACAAUCUUUUAUUCGGCAAGAAGAUGCGAGGCAACUCGGAUAAAAUAAAGUCCUUGUUGUACAUUAUGUUAUGACAAUGAUAUGAAGGUGAUGACUG
Molecule: messenger RNA, 3299 nt
Organism: Cylicocyclus nassatus
Lineage: Eukaryota; Metazoa; Nematoda; Chromadorea; Rhabditida; Strongylidae
Source: the annotation of a GenBank genome assembly